CGCGAGCUCAUCGCAAGUAUAAAGUGGAUCCCGGGAUUCUGUCCACCACUCACUCAGUCGCACCGACUCGUUCACCAGAGCUGAACUUCAGCGGAGAUAGCAGGCAGUUUCUCGCAACUCAGGCUAACUCGCUUUCGGCUUUGGUUCGAGAUGGAGACCCACUCGACUGCGCGGUGCCCUCGGAGGUCCUUCAGCCACAACUUCAAGAGUGGACUCAACUUGUGGCUGGUGCUGUGGUUGGUGGUGGUGAAGCCGGGCGGAGCAGGGGCUUGUCCGAGGCUGUGUGUGUGUUACACCACACCCAUGACGGUCAGCUGCCAGUCCCAAAACUACACCAGCGUGCCCGUGGGCGUGCCCUACGACUCCCAGCGCGUCUUCCUGCAGAAAAACCGCAUCACGGAGCUCCGUGCUGACUCUUUCGGCUUCGAGACUCAGGUCCUGUGGCUCUACUCCAACAACAUCACAUGGAUCGAGGCUGGAGCCUUCAGUAACCUGCGCGUUCUAGAAGAGCUGGACCUGGGAGACAAUCCGUUGCUCCAGCGGCUGGAGGGCGGGGCCUUCCGGGGUCUGGAGAAGCUGCAGAGCUUGUUCAUGCACCGCUGCAAGCUGGCCACUCUCCCUCACGACCUCUUCCACAAACUCUACAGCCUGCAGUUCCUCUACCUGCAGGAGAACCAGCUCCACUUCCUCCAGGACGACCUGUUCUCCGACCUGGUGAACCUCACCCACCUCUUCCUGCACGGGAACCGGAUCCGCACUCUGUCCGAGAACGUGUUCCGCGGCCUGGUCAACCUGGACCGCCUCCUGCUCCACAACAACCGCAUCCGACAGGUGAACCGCCGGGCGUUCCGUGACCUCGGCCGCCUGACCAUCCUCUACCUGUUCAACAACUCCCUGUCCGAGCUGCCGGGCCAGGCCAUGAAGGACGCCAAGUCGGUCCAGUUCCUCCGCCUCAACGGCAACCCCUGGUCGUGCGGCUGCGAGGCGCGCCCCCUGUGGGAGUGGUUCCGUGAGGCCCGCAUCUCCUCCUCCGAGCUGAUGUGCUCCUCCCCCUCGCCCCGCCGCGGCACCGACCUGCGCUUCCUGCGCGAGAUGGACUUCGCCCCCUGCCCCCUGCCCGACCCGGGAUCUCUGGCCGGCUCCACCACCACCACCUUCAGCACCAAGACCCGCUGGUGGUUCUCCAAGCACAAGCCCAUGGCGUCCUCCAAGGGCAUCUUCCAGAAGAGCUCGGAGACGGUCAAGGCCUUCCCCUUCUCCUCCGUCAAGCCCCACCACCCCUCCAACCCGUCCUCCACCUCCUUCUCCUCCUCCAAGUACGAGCUGACCGAGGAGGAGGUGGCCCUGCCCACGCUCGACGAGGAGGAGUACUGGGCCAACUACGGCAACGAGGACGCCUCCAUCCGCUGCUUCGAGCUCGAGUGCGAAAACCCCGACCUGCCCUCCUCCUCCUCCCCGACUCCGUCACUCCUCUCUCUCUUCUCCCUGGCGGUACUGACUCUCUCCCUUCACCUCCUCUUCGGCUGAAACCCCCCACCACUACCACGUCAGGCGCCGUUUUCUCCACCUGUUUCCUUCCCACCUCUUUCUCCUUUACUCACCUGGAUCUUGAAUCCUUUCAGUUCCUCCCCCUGAACCCUAGGGGGUGCUCUACACUGAUGCAGGAGACAGGCAGGCGGUAGGGAGUUGCCCUAGAGGGGCGUAGCUGAGGUGCAGUAUAAGAAGAGAUGGCUUUUGAUUGGUAGACCACGCUGCUGAUACAAGCUCAUUAGAGUAGCAGGUUGUAGUGCCAUGACGAUGCUGAUGAUGAAGUGUUAUGGGGCACAAGGCACCUCAGCCAAGCUCAGACACGCUACGCACACAGACACACAAACAUUACGCACAACUCACAACCCACACUCAAACACACUUUAUCCUGUACACAGCUCUCUGUAAACGUGUGAGGUUUUAGGAAUUCAAGCACCACAGCAUGUACCGGCAGCAAACAACGCAGGCGUUGGGAUUUUUUGUCUCCAGCUAUUUUGUACGGCGCCCAGCGCCCACAGGCAUCCAUCACAAACACUGCUUGCUGCUCUGCCAGGAAAAGACCUACAAGAUUUGACAGCCCUUUUCUGUCUCGGUCUGAUGACAUCACUCUGCUCACUGUCGCCGACUUUUCGCCCUGUUCUUUUUAACCUUAGAGACCUCGAUUGCUAGGGCAACAAUCCGACCACACGAUCAGAGGAGGAGAAAGAGAAGAAGUCAGGAUGUCGGAAUACAGAUUAUGAACCAAUCAGGGACUGUUUUAGAUUAAUAUAAAAAUCUAAAGUACAGAUAGAAGGUCAGCGUUGAUGAAAGUCAAAGAUAAAAAAGUACAAAGUGAGAUCAUUUGAAAUAAAUAGAGAGAGCUACAAAAAGCGAGAGAGAGGUUUCGGAAGAAAUCCUGACAGCUUAGGUCAGGGCAGGGUGCCAUGAAAAAUGUGGUCUCUUUUCCAAACUGCUGAGAUUAAAUCUUGUUAUUCCUGCACACGCCUGUGAUAGCUAUCACACUGUACAUAUUUUGCACUGUACAUAGCCAUACACUCGUGACAUAUGGUACAUACAUGACACUGCUGUGUAGUUUAGUGUAUGAAGCCCAUGCUUCAAACUUUUUAAAGGUUCGUUCUGGAUCUUUUCUUUAGGGAUUUUUGCCAUGGCAAGGGUCUCUGCAGUAUGCUGCUCUGCAGUAUGCUGAUUCACAUUCAGAUUCAAAAAGUGGUACAGUAUGGAAACCUGUAGUCCUUCUGUCUAUCCCUUCCUCCCCCCCCCCCCCCCCCCACACACACACCUUUUACACACCACACACGCACGGACAUAUUUGUUUUAGAGUGUUGACAGAGUUUGUGUAAAACUGUCUUGAGAGUGACAUUUUAGAUUUUUGUGAGUCUGAAGAGGGAGUACUGAUGAUUCACACUCUUUACGCACACACGCACACACCCAUACAUGUGCUAUGUAUAACAUUUUGCUAACAAGCUGUCACCCUUCUAAAUUAUAUGAUAACAAGCUUGAAUUCUUCAUUAGCCCCGUUGGCAUGUGGCCAUACUAAUGUCUGGCGGAAAGAUAACAAUGUAAUCUUUCACUCCAUGAAUGAUUGAAUGAUGAACUGAUUCACACCAAACCUCACCGAGUGAUUGCAGGCAUGUUGGGUAAUGAUGCUGUUUGUGACUCCUUCCACCCCUUUGACUGGAACCAGAAAGAAAACUGUGAACUGUUUCAUCUUUUAUUUUCAAUGGAAGCUGUGAAUAAACAUUUGUACUACAAAAACAAAAAGGUCUCUUUGGAUUUC
This is a messenger RNA of Osmerus eperlanus (European smelt), 3304 nucleotides long. RefSeq names its product reticulon 4 receptor-like 2b (gene rtn4rl2b). The record is from RefSeq and is a predicted model, not a curated record. Lineage: Eukaryota; Metazoa; Chordata; Actinopteri; Osmeriformes; Osmeridae. Gene Ontology annotation, cellular component: extracellular matrix. Bases 151 to 1527 code for a protein of 458 amino acids. The transcript has 4 exons. Gene Ontology annotation, molecular function: protein binding.